Messenger RNA from Alligator sinensis (Chinese alligator), 5804 nucleotides. RefSeq names its product striated muscle-specific serine/threonine-protein kinase. Gene Ontology annotation, biological process: protein phosphorylation. Gene Ontology annotation, molecular function: ATP binding; protein kinase activity; protein binding. Lineage: Eukaryota; Metazoa; Chordata; Crocodylia; Alligatoridae. The record is from RefSeq and is a predicted model, not a curated record.
GCUCCGCUUCCUUCCCUGCGGCCCUGAUCCAGCUGCAGGGACUGGUGUGGGGGGGCCCUGCUGCUGGGGCCUGGCCUGGGAAGUGGGGGAGGUCCCAGGGGGGUGCAGGAGUCACUUGGGGUGCCCCUGAGCUUGGCUGUCUUUUGGGCAGCAGCUGGGGGGCUGCUCUGGGACCCCCCAAGCCUCCCCACGUAGGGCUGGCAGUGGUGGGACCCAGUGCCUGGGUGGGGAGGGGCCGGGCCAGGCCAGGGGGGCUGCAGGGGUGCACCGCAGCUGGGAUGCAGUCGCCUGAGCCGCCUGCGCUGCCCAUGCCCUGGCACGGUGCCCCCGCGCCUCCCCGGCCCCUGGCCAGCCCGGUGGCCUCGGAUGAGGAGUACCUGAGCCCCCCGGAGGAUCUGCCUGAGCCUCCCGCCCCCCGGGCCCGUGCCCCGGACCCCGGCAUCAAGGCGGCGCCAGCCUUCGAGGCGACGCUGUCGGACCAGGCGGUGCUGGAGGGGCAGGACGUCAACAUGAGCGUGCGGGUCCGUGGGGAGCCCAAGCCCAUCAUCUACUGGCUGAGGAACCGGCAGCCGGUGAAGUACGGGCGCCGGCACCGUGCGGUGGAGGAGGAGGAUGGCGGUGCCUUCACGCUGCGCAUCGCGGCGGCUGAGCUCACCGAUUCUGGCUACUAUGUCUGCAAGGCCAUCAAUGAGUACGGCACGCGGCAGUGCGAGGCCAAGCUGGAGGUCAGAGCGCACCCCGCCGGGUCGGCGCUGGCCGUCGUGGCACCGCUGCAGGACGUGGUGGCCGGGGCGGGGGAGGGGGCGCUGUUCGAGUCCGGGGGGGGGCGCCUGCUGCAGCCUGCCCUGCUCCAGUGCAAGAUGCACUUUGACGGGCGCAAAUGCAAGCUGCUGCUCAGCUCUGUGCACGAGGACGACAGCGGCGUCUACACCUGCAAGCUCAGCACCGCCAAAGAGGAGCUGACGUGCAGCGCCCGGCUGACGGUGCGGCCCCCGCUCUUCACCCGCCCGCUGGAGGACCUGGCCGUGGUGGAGGGGCGCGCGGCCCGCUUCGACUGCAAGAUCAGUGGCAACCCGCCACCUGCUGUCACCUGGACCCAUUUCGGGCUGCCGGUGCAGGAGAGCGAGAAUGUGCGGGUGCUGCGGGACCGGGGGCUGCACUCGCUGCUCAUUGCGCACGUGGGUGCCGAGGACGAGGGGCGCUACGCCGCCAGCGCUCGCAAUGCCCACGGCCAGGCUGAGAGCGCCGCCCAGCUCUACGUGGAGGAGCCACAUCCCGCUGCCACCGCCCACGCCUCCAAGCUGGAGAAGAUGCCGUCCAUCCCUGAGGAGCCAGAGCAGGUGGAGACAGAGGCCGAGCGCUUCACCAUGCCCGACUUCCUGCGGCCGCUGCAGGACCUGGACGUGGUGGAGGGCAAGGAGGCGGUGCUGGAGUGCCAGGUGGCCGGGCUGCCCUACCCCACCAUCGCCUGGUUCCACAACGGCGCCCGGCUCCGCAGCGCCGACGACCGCCGCAUGACGCAGUGUAGGGCUCCCCCCGCGGCCCCGCCUGAGCUACGCUGGCUUGCACCUGCCAAGUACCGCACCCAUGCCCGUGCCCACCCGUGUCCUGCAGAUGUGGUGCCAACACCUCCCGAUGGCCCUCCCACCGUGGCUGCGGUGACCGGCAAGGCCAUCACGCUCACCUGGAACAAGCCCCGCUGGCUGGAUUCGGCCAUCGACCCGGCCACCGUGACCUACACCAUCCAGCAGCAGGUGGUGGGCACCAGCCACUGGACAGUCUUCGCCACGGGUGUGCGGGACACGGCCUACACGGUGCACGCGCUCACCAAGGGGGCUCUCUACCUCUUCCGCGUCAUCACCGCCACCCCCAAGGCCAGCAGCAAGCCGUCGCCGCCCGCCGGACCUGUGCAGCUGCUGGACCGCGGCCCCUACUUGGAGGAGGCGCCGGUGAUCCUGGACAAGCCGGACGUGGUGUUCCUGGUGGAGGGGCAGCCAGCCACCAUCACCGUCACCCUCAACCACGUGGAGGCCACGGUCACCUGGAGGAGGGGCGAGGUGGUGCUGGGCGAGCAGGACAGGGCGUACGAGCUGAGCAUGCCGGACGACGACCAGCACAGCCUGCGCAUCUUCCGGACGGGCCGGGCCGAUGCCGGGGAGCUGGCCUGCGAGGUGCGCAACCCGCACGGCGCCGACACCUGCUCCAUCGCCCUCGAGCUGGCAGAGGCUCCGCGCUUCGAGUCCAUCAUGGAGGACAUCGACGUGGGCGCAGGCGAGACGCCGCGCUUCGCCGUGGUGGUGGAGGGGAAGCCGCUGCCCGACAUCAUGUGGUUCAAGGACGAGGUGCGGCUGGAGGAGAGCGCCCACGUGAGCUUCGUGUACGACGACAGCGAGUGCUCCCUGGUGCUGCUGGGCGCCACCCCUGAGGACGCCGGCGUCUACACCUGCACGGCCCGCAACCCCGCUGGCCUCGUCUCCUGCAAGGCCGAGCUGGUCGUGCGCCCAGCCCAGCCCAAGGCCGAGGCGGCAGCGAGCGAGGACAAGGCGCGGCGGCUGACCGACUGCUACGAUGUGCAUGAGGAGAUCGGGAGAGGGGCCUUCUCCUACCUGCGGCGGGUGACGGAGAAGAGCAGCAUGCUGGAGUAUGCCGCCAAGUUCAUCCCCGGGCGGGCCAAGGCCAAGGUGUCGGCGCGCCGGGAGCUGCACAUCCUCUCGCGCCUGGACCACGAGCGCAUCGUCUACUUCCACGACGCCUUUGAGAAGAAGAACGCCCUCAUCAUCGUCAUGGAGCUCUGCGCGGAGGAGGAGCUGCUAGACAGGAUGGCCAGGAAGAUCGCCGUGUCCGAGUCCGAGGUGAGCGCCUACAUGCGGCAGGUGCUGGAAGGGCUCCGCUACCUGCACCAGUGCGGCAUCCUGCACCUCGACAUCAAGGUUGCAGGCCCCCCGGCGUGGCCCUCACGGCACCCCGUGUCACGCAGCCUGACCGGGAUCUCGCCCUUCGUGGGCGAGAACGACCGCACGACGCUGAUGAACAUCCGCAACUACAACGUGGCCUUCGAGGAGCGUGGCUUUCGUGGGCUGACGCGCGAGGCCAAGGGCUUCGUCAUCAAGGUGCUCGUCAGCGACCGCCUGAGACCCGACGCGGAGCAGACGCUGGAGCACCCCUGGUUCAAGGCCGAGGACCGGCGGGAGGCGGAGGGGGCCGAGGCACCCGAGAAGCGCACGCCCUUGCUGUCCCGGCUGCGCCGCGCCAACUCGGAGGGGCAGAGCCUGCGCCAGGUGGGCGUCCCCCAGGACCAGCUGGUGGUCCAGGCCGCUGUUGCGCCCCCCUCGUCCGAGUCCCUCGGCUCCGAGGCCAGCGCCCGCUCCGACAUCUCUGCUAAAGCCCCCGGGCGCUCGCGCUGGGACCGCUGGGGCCUGUCGCGGCCCAAGAAGGACAAGGUGGCCUCGCAGCCCAACCUGCCGGCCAGCGUCCUGCGCGAGGACGGUGCCGCGCCGGGCCGCCCCUACCUGCCCAGCGAGUCAGACUUCCCCCCCGUGUUUCACAUCAAGCUGAAGGACCAGGUGCUGCUGGAGGGCGACCCGGUGACUCUCUGCUGCCUACCAGCCGCCAGCCCCACUCCCCGCAUCAUCUGGAUGAAAGACAAGCGGCCGCUGGAGCCGACGGACGGGGCGACCGUGGUGUCAUGCAAGGACGGGCGCCAGCUGCUGACCAUCGCCAAGGCCGGCCGGCGGGAUGCGGGGCUGUACGAGUGCGUCGCCGCCAACGCCCUGGGCUCUGCUGCCAGCUCCUGCACCCUGGCAGUGGCACGGCUCCCCGGGAAGCCAGGCACCCCCGAGAUCCCGCAGAAGUACAAGAACACGGUGCUGGUGCUGUGGAAGCCCUCGGACAGCCAGGCCCCCUGCACCUACACGCUGGAGCGCAAGGCCAACGGGGAGCACGAGUGGAAGAUCAUCAGCUCGGGCAUCGCCGACUGCUACUUCAACGUGACGGAGCUGCCGCCUGGCACCACCGUGCGCUUCCGCGUCGCCUGCAUCAACAAGGCCGGGCAGGGCCCCUACAGCAGCCCCUCCGAGAAGGUCGUGGUGGAGGGCACAGAGCCCCCCGGUGCCAGGAAGCCGGUGGCUGCCACCCCUGAGAGAGAGGCUGCCUCCCGGUCCACCCAGACGCCUCGGGACCAGAGCGCUGGGGCUGCACCGGCUACCCCACCCCACGCGCACCAGGCGGUUGGGCCCGGCGCUGCUGAGGACGAGGCGGUGCCUGAGCCUCCCCCGGGCAGUCCCGCUCCGGCCAUCACGGAGUCGGCCCCGCCGGAGCCAGCGCUGACGCCGGCCAGGACUGCACCCCCUGUUCCGGCUGCAGCCGCCCCCGAUGGACCAGUCUCACCAGCGCCCACGGCUGUCCCACAUGCCCGGGUCUCACCAGUGCCCACAGCUGUGCCAGCCCAGGUCUCACCAGCGCCCACGGCUGCGACAGUCCAGGUCUCACCAGCGCCUAUGGCUGUCCCACAUGCCCGGGUCUCACCAGUGCCCACAGCUGUGCCAGCCCAGGUCUCACCAGCGCCCACGGCUGCGACAGUCCAGGUCUCACCAGCGCCUAUGGCUGUCCCACAUGCCCGGGUCUCACCAGUGCCCACAGCUGUGCCAGCCCAGGUCUCACCAGCGCCCACGGCUGCGACAGUCCAGGUCUCACCAGCGCCUAUGGCUGUCCCACAUGCCCGGGUCUCACCAGUGCCCACAGCUGUGCCAGCCCAGGUCUCACCAGCGCCCACGGCUGCGACAGUCCAGGUCUCACCAGCGCCUAUGGCUGUCCCACAUGCCCGGGGCUCACCAGUGCCCACAGCUGUCCCAGAUGCCCGGGUCUUGCCGGCACAUGCGGCCACACCAGCCCGGGUCUCGCCUGCCCCUGCAGCCACCCCAGAUGCCGGGGUCUCCCCAGCCCCCGCAACUGCCCUAGGGGCCAGGGUCUCGCCCCCCCCACCGGCCCAGCCAGCCUCCAAGUUCUCCCCCAUUGCGCCGGCGGCCCCCUCUGCCAACGCGGCACCAGUGCGGAAGGUGGCCCCGUCAGCGGCCCCCAAGUUCAUGGUCACCUCCUUCGUCUCCCUGCCGCCCGCACCGCCGCCCACCGAGGACGUGCCCGCGGCCCCUGCGCCCAGCCGCAUCAGCCCUGUGGGGCGAGAGGCCCCCGCGGCCAAGGACAGCUCGGGGCUGCACCAGGGGGUGCCGCAGAAGCCCUACACCUUCCUGGAUGAGAAGGCCAGGGGCCGGUUCGGGGUGAUCCGGGAGUGCAAGGAGAACGCGACGGGGAAGCGGUUUGUGGCCAAGAUCGUGCCGUACGAGGCGGAGCGGAAGCAGAGCGUGCUGCAGGAGUACGAGGUGCUCAAGGCGCUGCGACACCAGCGCAUCAUGGCCCUGCACGAGGCCUACAUCACGCCCCGCUACCUCGUGCUCAUCUGCGAGAGCUGUGCCGGCAAGGAGCUGCUCUACAGCCUCGUCGACAGGUCCCGAUACUCUGAGGACGACGUGGCGAGCUACCUGCUGCAGGUCCUGCAGGGCCUCGAGUACCUGCACGGGCGCCGUAUCGUGCACCUGGACAUCAAGCCCGACAACAUCCUCGUCUCCUGCAUCAACACCAUCAAGAUCGUCGACUUUGGCAGCGCCCAGACCUACAACCCGCUGGUGCUGCGGCAGCUGGGACGGCGCGUGGGCACGCUGGAGUACAUGUCCCCGGAGAUGGUGAAGGGCGACCCGGUGGGCUCGGCGGCCGACGUCUGGGGGGUCGGUGUCCUCGCCUACCUCAUGUGA